AUGCAACGAAGAAGAACCCAAAAAAUAUUAUCUAUGAUCCCCCCUGAGAGUAGUGGGAGUUCUGGAAACGAAUCUAGUGAUGAAAAUGUAGAUUAUGCCUCAAAUUAUGAUUCUUCUUCUUUAUCGUCGAACGCUGAUGAAAAUGAGUUAGAUUUACUUUUAAAAGAUUUUGAAUUGAAUCCAAUUGAUGAAGUUACUAGAGAAUUUUUUGGUAGUAUUGAUGAAAAUAUAAUUGAAGAAGAAAUUUCAACCACUAAUUUUUCACCAACUUUCGGGCUAGAUAUUUUGAUGCCAAGUACAUCUCGCACUUCUCCAUUACCUGAAGCUGAAUUUAUUUCCCCACAGCCAAGUACAUCUGCAGUCAUGUCUAGUAAAUCUAAACAAUCGUGUAUUAGAACUUCAAAACGAAUUUUAAACUAUAAUGUAAGAACUCCACCCAUUCCUUUACCUUCACCACAACCCUCUCCAUUACCUGAAGCUCAGUUUGUUUCUUCAAGGUCCUCAAGAAAUUAUAAAGUAGAACAUAUGCAAUUUAAAUGGAAAAGUGAAAAACAAUUUAAUUUUGGCGUUGAAAUUCCAAAUUACGAAUUUCAUACUAAUAAUAAAGAAGUGUUGACUCCUUAUGCGUAUUUCAAACGAUUUUUUUCUGAUGAUAUCUUUGAUUUAAUCGUGCAAGAAAAGCUAUCCGAUUUUCUCGCAGUUCAAUUAUGGAUGGGUGUAAAUAAACUUCCGGCCUACACAGACUAUUGGUCAAAUUUGAUGGGAGUUCCUAAAGUACAAGAUAUUAUGCCUCUUAAAAAGUAUCAAAAAAUAUUACGGUCUCUUCAUUUUCAAAACAAUGAUGAAUGUGACCCCAACGAUAGAUUUUAUAAAAUUCGGCCAUUUCUUAAUAAAAUACGUCAUAAUUGUUUAAAUCAAGAAGAAGGAAAAGAAGGAACCCGUUAUUCAAUUGAUGAAAUGAUGAUUCCCUAUAAAGGAACCAAAGCUGGUUCACGUAGGCAAUAUAUUAAGUCCAAGCCCAAAAAAUGGGGCUUUAAGUUUUUUAUAAGGGCUGGAAUUAAUGGUCAAGUAUUUGACAUAUUGCCAUAUGGUGGAGAAAGCACAUUUACUGAUACUCAAUUUAGUGAAUAUGAAAACAAAUAUUUUGGUUUGGGUGGAAAGGUAAUUUUAGCUCUAGCUUCCACGAUACCAAGAAAACCUCUUUCAGUUAUAUACUAUGACAACUUUUUCACAUCACCGGAACUUAUUUAUCACUUAAGAAAAAAGUAUGGUAUUCUUAGUUUAGGAACAGUACAGCAAAACCGCCUGAGAAAUUGUCCACUAUUAGAUGAAAAAAUGUUUAAAAAAAAAGGUAGAGGAAGUUACUCUGCAAAAUGUGAUAAAAAAAAAAAUUUCAUGGUUGUCAAAUGGUUUGACAAUAAAUCUGUUUGUUUGGCAAGUAGUUAUGUAGGAGUGCAUCCAUUGUCAACUACAAGAAGAUAUAAUAAAACUACAAAGUCUAGAGUAGAUGUGUCUAUGCCUCAAAUUGUCAAACAUUAUAAUUCGCACAUGGGUGUUGUUGACCUCGCUGAUAUGCUUAUUGCAAUUUAUCGCACGAACAUGAAAACACAUAAGUG
Molecule: messenger RNA, 1616 nt
Organism: Myzus persicae (green peach aphid)
Lineage: Eukaryota; Metazoa; Arthropoda; Insecta; Hemiptera; Aphididae
Product: piggyBac transposable element-derived protein 3-like
Exons: 3
Source: RefSeq, a predicted model, not a curated record